Messenger RNA from Colletotrichum phormii, 1776 nucleotides. RefSeq lists its product as uncharacterized. NCBI's taxonomy places the organism in Eukaryota, Fungi, Ascomycota, Sordariomycetes, Glomerellales, Glomerellaceae. The coding region runs from base 1 to 1776 and encodes 591 amino acids. The record is from RefSeq and is a predicted model, not a curated record. Gene Ontology annotation, molecular function: N,N-dimethylaniline monooxygenase activity; flavin adenine dinucleotide binding; NADP binding. The transcript has 3 exons.
AUGGAGACUCUCGACUUCGUCGUCAUCGGAGCCGGAUGGUUCGGCCUAGCGGCGGCCAAGACUCACCACCAGCUCCAUCCCCAAAACUCACUGGCACUCUUUGAGCAAGCCUCGAGCGCCGGCGGAGUAUGGGCCGAGCACCGCCUGUACCCGGGGCUGAAGAGCAACAACAUGCUCGGAACUUACGAGUACCCCGACUUCCCCAUGGACCCGGAGACUUUCGGCAUUUUGCCCGGAGAUCACAUUCCCGGCCAAGUCUUGCAUGACUACCUGACCAAGUACGCCAAGACCUUUGGCAUAUUGGACAAGAUUCGCUUCCAGCACAAGCUUCUCUCGGCAGAGCAUCAAGACGGCGGCGGCUGGAUUCUGACGGUAGUGGAUGGUACGGACGGCGGAGAGGUGCAGGUCCUCGCGGAGAAGUUGGUCGUUGCUACUGGCCUCACUUCAGAAGCUUUCCUGCCCGACUUCAAGGGUCAAGAGACCUUUGGAGCCCCCAUAUUCCACGGCAAGGACUUUCUUCAGCAUGCAGACACCCUGGACUCAGCCAAGUCUGUGACGGUCUUUGGCGGUACCAAAUCAGCGUGGGAUCUUGUCUAUGCCUACGCGAUCGAGGGCAUCAAGGUGAAUUGGGUGAUUAGAGAAUCCGGACAUGGUCCAGUAUGGAUGGCUCCCCCCUACGUCACGCCCUUGAAGAAGUGGCUCGAGAAGCUCGUCCACACCCGAGCCCUCACAUGGUUCAGUCCCUGUUCAUGGGGCGACGCCGACGGAUACGUCAAGACGAGGAACUUUUACCACGGCACGGCAAUCGGCCGCGGCAUCACCAAUAACUUCUGGAGCGUCCUCGGCAAUGACGUCAUCACCCUGAACAAGUUCGACUCAGACCCGGAGCUGAAGAAGCUGAAGCCGUGGAGCGAGGCCAUGUUCACAGCGUCCAGCUUCUCUAUUCUGAACUACGAGACGGACUUCUUCGAUCUCAUCCGCAACGGAACAGUAAAGGUGCACAUUGCUGACCUCGUAAAGCUGUCGCCAGGCACCGUGCACCUUUCCGAUGGAUCGUCCCUGGAUUCAGACGCUCUGUGUUGCGCGACCGGAUGGAAGCAGUUCCAGCCCAUCAAGUUCCUACCUGAGGGCAUCGACAAGGAGCUCGGUCUCCCACACAAGCCUUCUGCGGAGAGUUUCCCACCCGCCGAGAUGAUCGAGACUAUCGACAAGGAGAUUUUCGAAAAAUGGCCGCGUCUCAAGGACCAGCCUAUUCAGAACGAGAAGCUGAAGCCGCUGGUCGAGGACGAAGGUGUCUCGACGAAAGAGGCCGUCAACCCGUAUACGCCCCUCACGCCGUACGUGCUUCAUCGCUUCAUGGUACCACCGUCGGCCAAGCUGCUGGCGCACCGCGACAUUGCCUUCGCGGGCAUGUUGAUGAAUUUCACCGUGGCGAUGAUCUCCCACGUGCAAUCACUCUGGAUUGAUGCCUACUUCCAUGACAAAAUGCCCUCAGUGACCAUGGCCACGACAAGUGCUGGGACGGUGGACAAGCUGCGGUACGAGGCUGCACUUCACAGUAGAUUUUGCAAAUGGAGGUACCCCGCCGGGCACGGAGACAAGUUCCCGGACUUUGUCUUUGAUGCUGUGCCGUAUAUCGACCAGCUGGUGGGCGAUCUGGGGUUGAAGGUGUACAGGAAGAAUGGCAUGAUUGCCGAGGCAUCUGAGCCAUACGGCCCAGAGGAUUAUAAGAAUCUCGUACACGAAUGGACAGAGAAGCAGGUCAAUUAUCAAUGA